Messenger RNA from Ochotona princeps (American pika), 4617 nucleotides. RefSeq names its product FA complementation group I (gene FANCI). The transcript has 37 exons. Gene Ontology annotation, biological process: DNA repair. The coding region runs from base 14 to 3982 and encodes 1322 amino acids. Lineage: Eukaryota; Metazoa; Chordata; Mammalia; Lagomorpha; Ochotonidae. The record is from RefSeq and is a predicted model, not a curated record. Gene Ontology annotation, molecular function: DNA polymerase binding.
GAGGAGCACAAAAAUGGAAAAGACAAUUUUAUCUCUUGCAGCCGAAAGAACAGCAGACAAACUGCAGGAGUUCCUACAGACCCUAAACAGAGAUGAUUUGACUAAUCAUCUUCAGAAUCAAGCAGUGAAAGGAAGAAAUGUUGGAGCAUUCCUGAGAGCUGUCUUUAAAGGUUCCCCCUGUUGUGAGGAAACUGGCACCCUUAGGAGAUAUAAGAUAUACUCAUGUUGCAUUGAGUUGCUGGAAUCAGGAGAUUUGCAGAAAGAAGUAGCAUCUGAGAUCAUAGGAUUACUAAUGCUGGAGGCUCACCGUUUUCCAGGAGCAGUAUUGGUUGAAUUAGCCAAUGACUUUGUUAAUGCUAUCAAAGAGGGCACGCUAGACUCUGGAAAAUCUUUGGAGUUAUUACCCAUCAUUCUCACUGCCCUGGCAACUAAAAAGGAAAAUCUGGCUUAUGGAAAAGAGGAAUUGAACGGGGAAGAAUGUAAGAAGCAGUUGAUCAACACCCUCUGUUCUAGCAGGUGGAAUCAGGAAUAUGUAAUCCGACUGACCUCCAUGUUCAAAGAUGUCCCUCUGACAGCAGAAGAGGUGGAAAUUGUGGUGGAAAAAGUGUUGAGGAUACUCCCUAAGUUAAAUCUUCAAGAAAUACCAGCUUUGGUCUAUCAGCUUCUGGUUGUCUCUUCAAAGGGAAACAGAAAGAAUGUUUUGGAAAGAAUCAUAGCUUUCUUCAAUGAACUGGAUAAGAAGCACAGUGAAGAACAGAGUGGUGAUAAGCUGCUGGAUCUUGUUAUAAUGCCAUCAAAUGAACUCCGUUAUGUGGAAGGCACCAUCAUUCUGCACAUUGUGUUUGCCAUUAAGUUGGACUGUGAACUGGGCCGAGAACUCCUGAAACACUUAAAGGCAGGACAGCAAGGAGUCUCCAGUAACUUAUGUCCCUUCAGCAUUGCUCUGCUUCUCUCACUAGCAAGAAUACAAAGAUUUGAGGAACAGGUGUUUGAUCUUUUAAAAACUUCUGUUAUAAAAAGCUUUAAGGAUCUUCAGCUACUCCAAGGCUCAAAAUUUCUUCAGAAUCUAGUGCCUCAUAGAACCUGUGUUUCAGCCAUGAUCUUAGAAGUGAUAAACCAUAGUGUUCACUGCUGGGAUCAUGUUACUCAGGGCCUGGUAGACCUUGGUUUCAUUUUAAUGGAUUCAUAUGGGCCCAAGAAGAUUCUUGAUGGAAAAACCACUGAAACCAGCUCGGGUCUUUCUAGAAUGCCAAGCCAGCAAGCAUGUAAGCUGGGAGCUAGUAUCCUGUUGGAAACUUUCAGGAUUCAUGAGAUGAUCAGACAAGAAAUUUUGGAGCAAGUCUUCAACCGAGUUGUUACCAGAGCAACCUCUCCCAUCAGUCAUUACUUAGAUCUGCUUUCAGAUAUCAUCACAUAUGCACCUUUAGUUCUUCAGAGUUGUUCUUCAAAAGUCACGGAAACUUUUGACUUUUUGUCUUUUCUCCCCCUUCAGACAGUACAGGGUCUGCUCAAGGCAGUGCAGCCGCUUCUUAAACUUAGCAUGUCAAUGAGAGACUCCUUGAUAAUUGUCCUGCGGAAAGCUAUGUUUGCCAGCCAGCUUGAUGCCCGAAAAUCUGCAGUUGCUGGGUUUUUGCUGCUCCUGAAGAACUUUAAGGUUUUAGGCAGCUUGUCGUCCUCCCAGUGCAGUCAGGCCAUCGGUGCCAGUCAGGUUUCUGUGGAUGUUCACAGUCGUUAUAAUUCUGUUGCCAAUGAAACAUUUUGCCUUGAGAUUAUAGAUAGUUUGAGGAGAUGCCUUGGCCAGCAGGCUGAUGUUCGACUCAUGCUUUAUGAGGGAUUCUAUGAUGUUCUUCGAAGGAAUUCGCAGCUAGCUAGUUCAAUCAUGCAGACUCUGCUCUCACAGUUAAAACAGUUUUAUGAGCCAAAACCUGAUCUGCUUCCUCCUCUGAAGUUAGAAGCUUGCAUUCUGACCCAAGGAGAUCAAAUCUGUCUGCAAGAACCACUGGAUCAUCUGCUGUGUUACAUUCAGCAUUGUUUGGCCUGGUAUAAGAGCAGAGUGAUGCCAACGCGGCAGGGAGAUGAGGAGGAAGAAGAGGGAUUCUACCAAGAUUUAGAUGAUAUGUUGGAAUCUAUUACUAAUAGAAUGAUUAAAAGUGAGCUAGAAGACUUUGAACUGGAUAAAUCGUCAGAUUUUUCUCAGAACAAUGAUACUGGCAUCAAAAAUAAUAUCUGUGCAUCUCUUGUGAUGGGAGUUUGUGAGGUUCUAAUAGAAUAUAAUUUCUCCAUAAGUAACUUCAGUAAAAAUAAGUUUGAGGAUGUUCUGAGCUUAUUUAUGUGUUACAAGAAACUGUAUGAUAUCCUCAGCGAAAAAGCUGGUAAAGGCAGAACUAAAAUGGCCAGCAAAAUGAAUGAUAGUUUAUUGUCCAUGAAAUUUGUGUCAGAUCUUCUCACUGCUCUUUUCAGGGAUAAUACCCCAAGCCAUGAAGAAAGCCUGUCUGUCCUCAGGGCCAGUACAGAGUUUAUGCGCUAUGCCGUGAGCGUAGCUCUGCAGAAGGUACAGCAGCUAAAGGAAGCAGGACAUGUGAGUGGCCCUGAUGGCCACAACCCAGACAAGAUCUUUCAGAACCUCUGUGACAUAACACGGGUCUUGCUGUGGAGAUACACUUCAGUCCCUACUUCAGUGGAAGAGUCAGUAAAGAAAGAAAAAGGAAAAAGCAUCUCACUGUUGUGCUUAGAGGGUUUGCAGAAGAUAUUCAGUGCUGUGCAGCAGUUCUAUCAACACAAGAUUCCCCAGUUUUUCAAGGCUCUGGAUGGCACAGACGAGGAAGCAGACAGAGACGUCAGUGUCACUCAGAGAACGGCAUUCCAGAUCCGGCAGUUCCAGAGAUCCUUAUUGAAUUUGCUUAGCAGCCAAGAGGAAGAGUUUAAUAGCAAAGAAGCCGCUGUAUUAGUCACUGUCCUCUCCAGCUUGUCCAAGCUGCUGGAGCCCUCCUCUACUCAGUUUAUGCAGAUGUUAUCAUGGACAUCUAAGAUUUGCAAGGAAAACAGCCAAGAGGAUGCCUCAUUUUGCAAGGGCUUGAUGAACUUGUUCUUCAGCAUGUCUGUUUUGUAUAAGAGUCCUGUUACCCUGCUGCGUGACUUGUCUCAGGAUAUCCAUGGACAGCUGGGAGACAUUGAUGAGGAUGUAGAAGUAGAGAAAACAGACCACUUUGCAAUGGUGAAUUUAAAAACAGCUGCCCCAACUGUCUGUUUACUUGUUCUGGGUCAGGCUGAGAAGGUCCUGGAAGAAGUGGACUGGCUAAUUACCAAGCUUAAGAGACAAGGAAUCCCAGAACCCCUGUCAGAAGAAGCCUCGUCUCAGAUAACCGCAGCGAAUGAUCCCGCUGAGAAAGCUGUCAUCGUGCAACUGGGAACUCUGCUGACAGCUUUCCAUGAACUGGUACAGACGGCCUUGCCAUCAGGCAGCUGUGUGGACACCUUACUAAAGGGCCUCUGUAAAAUGUACACCACCCUUACAGCACUCGUCCGAUAUUAUCUCCAGGUGUGCCGGAGCGCCAGAGGAAUUCCGAAAAAUAUGGAAAAGCUGGUGAAGCUGUCUGGCUCUCAUCUGACGCCGCUGUGUUAUUCUUUCAUUUCUUACGUACAGAAUAAGAAGAGUAAUAACUCGACACAUACAGGGGAGAAGAAAAAGAAAACUGCUGCUGUUAGCACAGCCAUGGCCAGAGUUCUUCGGGAAACCAAGCCAAUCCCCAACCUCAUCUUUGCCAUUGAACAGUAUGAAAAAUUCCUCAUCCAGCUUUCUAAGAAAUCCAAGGUGAACCUGAUGCAGCACAUAAAGCUCAGCACUUCACGAGACUUCAAGAUCAAAGGGAACAUCCUGGACAUGGUCCUCCGGGAGGAUGGGGAGGACGAAGACGAAGAGGGUACUGCAUCUGAGCAUGAGGGACAGAUAAAAGAACCACCCAAGAAGAAACAGAAAAAAUAAAUGAAAUGCCUGAGUUAAUUAGUCUGAGCUGUGAGGCUCCUGCUUCCUUUUUGUCCAGCAAGCAACAGUGCCACUUCUCCUACAACCUAAACCAAAGUUGCAUCUUGGUUUUUAAACUCAGCUGCAUCUUUACUUAAAGGAAUCUUCUUGAUGGGUCCUGAUGUGAAAAAAUGCCUGGCAUCAGGCAAGCCUUUUGUAAAAAGCGUAGCUGGAAGCCUGAGUUUGGGAAUGUGCCCCACCCCUAUGAAGCUCCACAGGAGCAGAUUCAGAGGCUUCUCCGGGCAGUUAGGGUCCAGGCUGGCUUCGUUUCUCCAGAGAGCCUUUGGUGAGUUCGAUUAUCUGGUAAAUAUCCAAUGCUUCACCUGCAAGACACACAAACUGGUUAGGAUGCCUGCUCCCGAACUUCAGCUGAGAGCUCAGAUGUGGCAGAAAGGUGUAUGGAAAGGGUGAGACUAACUCAGGGAACGUCCUUACAUGUUAGGAGGGUUCAUUUUCUCUUAGCACAAAGUAAGUUUGUCUUAGAUACAUUUUAUAUAGAAAAUAAGCUUUCUUAUUUACUUGUUUGCAUUUAAAGCAUGGGUGUGUUUUCACCUGUGAAUGCACUUUGACUUUAUUUAAUAAACCUUAAAAAUUUC